Molecule: messenger RNA, 1382 nt
Organism: Daucus carota subsp. sativus
Lineage: Eukaryota; Viridiplantae; Streptophyta; Magnoliopsida; Apiales; Apiaceae
Exons: 6
Coding region: 128-1150 (340 amino acids)
Biological process (GO): double-strand break repair
Cellular component (GO): site of double-strand break; nucleus
Molecular function (GO): ubiquitin-protein transferase activity; metal ion binding; nucleosome binding
Source: RefSeq, a predicted model, not a curated record
AGGAAAAUGACCGUUAGAGACGGACACUCUUCCUAAUUUUCCAAUUCAGAGAAGAAACAAAUUAGGUUUUCUAACUGUAUCACACCGCCGUGUGUAAAUAUCACCGAGGAGAGAGCGAGAGAGAGAUAUGGCUGGACAAAGCCCUGAAAAGAUGGAGGGGAGUAUGUUUAGCCCAAGGUUCAGGUCCGCGGCCGAAAUGGCAGGCUGGGAUGAGGAAACUCUUCUUUUAGUUGUUGAAGACACCCCCGACCGACAAAUCAAACAUAAGAGACGCACUGAUUUGCAGUUCAAGACCCCUCCUCUUUCCAACUCCAGAAGAAAACGCAGGGUUCAAAGGAGGAGUCCGGCUUCUAUACCUGCGACGGUUCUUGAUCUUGAUGUUGUUGAUGAAUGUCCUCAGAAGGGGAGUGAAAAGAAGAAAAAGGAAAAGGAGAAAAGCCCGAGUUCGUGCAAGAAAAAAGAAGACUCUGCAGCAAUUCUGUGUAUGGAUAAACUCCGUGAAGAACUUUCAUGUGCUAUCUGUCUAGAUAUAUGCUUUGAACCUAGUACAACUCCAUGUGGACACAGUUUUUGCAAGAAAUGUCUGCGGUCUGCUGCUGACAAGUGUGGGAAGAGGUGUCCCAAGUGCAGGCAGCUUAUCAGUAAUGGGAGAUCUUGCACUGUCAACACUGUUCUUUGGAACACUAUUCAGCUCUUGUUUCCAAAAGAAGUUGAAGCAAGGAAAUUAUCUGGAAGUGUAGACAGUCAAGAACCCAAGGGCAAAAGCUUGGCAACACGCAACAGAAACCAGAGUGUCUGCCCCUCGAAUGAUGAUUUAGGGACAGAGCUUGAGAGCUCAGCAAGGAGGCGAAGUAAUCAAAAUUUGAGGAAUAGGGGUAUACGGCCUUCUGGGAUAUUGACAAGAAGGGUAAAUGAAGAUGCUAGAAAUAGGGUGCAGAGAAGAGAGCUUUUGGCUGUUCAGGAUGAGGAUGCUGCGUUGGCAGUAAGACUGCAGAGAGAGGAGUAUAUGGAGGCUUUUAGGCCAUCUGAUGAACGACAACCACCACCACCACCACAACAAAGAAACUCUUCCACUCAUUUGGCUAGAGCUAACUUGAGAGCUAUAGCAUCAAGAGCCAUGAACAUGCGUGUUAGAGGGCGCCAGAACUAAUGCCUUGUUGGUUAAGACCACCGCCAUUUGUUUGUCGAAGAAUGUUUAAAUCUUUGUCUGGCACUUCGUGUUUGAACCAAGGAAAACUAAAAACCAUUCCUGAAUGUGUCUUUUCUUACUUAGUUUGAUUUUCGAUAGAAUAAUUACAUUGUUUGAUUAAAACAUUAUACAGAUAUUAUGUUUGAACACAAAACCUGCAGACUAAUAAAUAUAUGUACGAUGUGUUUUACUU